CAAGGGUCUUCGUUAUAUGCUCUUCCACAUCGCCUUUGAGAGGCUCUUACACCCCCAGUAGACUUUGAGUCGUCACUAUCUGUCCUGACGUUAUUUGACUGUUCCCAUCAUUGCGCCGCAGUGCAGCGUAGAGUCUUUAGAGCACCGUCUACACGCUCCCUCGAAUGCGCCUAUAGCUCCCUUGCCGUUAACUGCACGUCGACCGCGACGCCGGGCCUCCAUAAACGAUAACGAUGACUGAGCGGCCUUCCGCAUGGUAGCAAAGAGCAGCACCACAGACCGUGGGUGGCUGCAGGAGAGCAUGAUUCGGGGCAGCAUGCUGGGCAAGACGAUGCUUCCUGGCGAUGAAGAGCUGGGCAAAAAGGAUGAUGACCACAAAUUCGCCGCGUCGCGACGGCCUUCAUGGUCAAUAUGGAACCACACAUUUCGUUGGAGACGGCGAAGAAUAUUGCUAGUGGUAUUGGGCAUAUUUCUGGUCUAUCUCUUCUUUCACAGCACCGGGGAACAAUUCGCAGGACUGAGCCAUGAAAGACAGCGAUAUCCGCUUGGACGGCCCAUCAUACCCAGCACAUCCGAUACGUACGAGAGACCGAUCAGUGACGAUGGCGAACCCACGGGACCGCCUCCGGGCAUCCAGAAACCGAAACGCGGCGAAGCCAUACCACACACGUACAACGGCCAAAUUAGGUUCUUCCACCUCGCCAAAACGCUGCGCAAGUCAGCAGCGGACACGGAUGGCUAUGGGAAGCACAACCGAAACAUCCUCUUCGCCGCAUCGAACUUGAAGAGCGCAUCUACGCUGCUGCCCAUGAUAUGCGAAAUGUCAAAGUGGCGCCGAAAUCACGUACACGUAGCUUUCAUGGGAAGGGAGGAUAUACCACUGGAGGAUCUGUUGGAGAUAAAUGGGAUAGACAAAAGCAAGUGCCCGGCCUUCUGGCAUGAUGCACGGCCGGACUAUACAGAGUACAGCGACGACGCUCGAGCCGAAUUAGCAGUAAAGGGAGCUUUGAGGUACAUUCAUAGCUUUUUGCACCCGCAGGCCGCCAUUAUGGAUGACUCUCUGGUAGAGGAUGCCUCCUUUGCUAAGGGUGUACGAGACAAGACAGAGAAGGUUGGUAUACCUCUCAUCGAGGUGCCCAAAGAUAGAUCGGAGGACCUGAUGUGGAUUACGAGACUGGAUGCAGGGUCCCUCAAAAAUUGGCACAACCCAACUGUAGAUAUCUUGAUACAGGUGCCGCCAGACUCGUCAAGCGUGCUGCGGCUACUCAAGUCGAUCAAAGAUGCCGACUACAGCGGACUGAAGCCGCCUCGGAUCACGCUCGAGCUCCCCGCGGAACUGGAUAAAUCCGUCAAACAAUACCUAGAGAGGUUCAAGUGGCCUUCACACAAUAGCAAACUCAUAGCAGGCAAUAGCCUGACUAUCAGACGACGCAUCUCGAAUCACCGCGCGACCCAAGAGGACUCUGCAAUGCGGUUUCUAGAGUUGUUCUAUCCUAUCAGCACUGUGAAUUCCCAUUUACUAUUGCUCUCGCCGCAAGCCCAGUUAUCCCCACAGUACUUGCACUUCGUAAAGUACGCGUUGCUUGAAUACAAGUACUCGACCUUCGGCGAAGAUGAUCAGCGCAACCUGAUGGGGUUGAGCCUGGAGCAGCCCUCUGUUCUCCUCGAUGGCCAGACCAAAUUGACCCUUCCAACUGUCGACAACAUGCACACAGACCGGUACAAAAAGCUGUACCCCAACAUCCGAAACGCGCCUUUCCUUUGGCAAGCCCCCAACAGCCAUGCGACUCUUUUCUUAGGCGGCAAAUGGGCAGAACUACACUCAUUUCUCGGCAACCGUGUGGUGAAGCGCCAGAAAUCGUCGAAUGCAGCUUCCCGAACAAAAUUGGUGUCUGAAACGCUUCCAGCGUGGACGGAGUACAUGCUCGAGUUUAUGCGAGCGCGGGGUUACGCACUGCUCUAUCCCGCUUCCAUGCCCACCGCUCUAGUCACGGUUCAUAACGAGCUGUAUCAUGCCCCAGAAGAAUUCCUGCCUGAGCCAUUAAAGAGAGCAGGACCUCUCGUAACACCAGACAUUCCAGACGAGCCCUUUCUACGCGUCAACGAAGCUCCACAAACGCCGAAAAAUCCGGAACCGCCCGUCAUACCUGGAUCGCAGCCGCUACAUAUGGCUCUGCCAUUCAAUGGCGAUCUUCCUGAAAUACCCCACCUGCCGCAGCUGCUCUAUAACGGCAACACGAUUAAGCCUGCGAACGUUUCCUCUAUCGCAAGAGAGUUUGCCAACAAGUUCCGCGAAGAGAUUGGAGGAUGCACAAUACCCAAGGGCAAGCAUCGCAAAGUCAUUACAGGGGAAGCUGGUGAUCUUUUCUGCUUUGGCGAUGAAGACCAAGGCGAUUGGGAAGACGAUCCAUCAGAGGAAGUGGAGAUGUUUGAAGCGCCGGUCGACGACGCAUAUCAGAGGCGGAUUGCAGACGAGUCGUCUACGGCUUCUGCUGCUGCUACUAAUUCAAGGAAUAAGACGGCUACGAGAGCAACGAUUGAAGCAGAUGACUAGUAGGCCGCAAUCUAAGAAUGUAUCUUUUGGGCUCAGGCUUGGACUCGAAGCUCUAGAAAUUUAAGGCGCAUUGAGGGGCGGGUUUUUGUUUGGCUCUUUUGCUCUUGACCUGCCGAGAGGGCACACAUUUUCAAUAGGGUAGAUACUGAGGUACGAUGAAAGAGCUUACCUUAGUAAUGGCACAUCUGUG
This is a messenger RNA of Cucurbitaria berberidis CBS 394.84, 2744 nucleotides long. RefSeq lists its product as uncharacterized. Bases 254 to 2554 code for a protein of 766 amino acids. The record is from RefSeq and is a predicted model, not a curated record. The transcript has a single exon. Lineage: Eukaryota; Fungi; Ascomycota; Dothideomycetes; Pleosporales; Cucurbitariaceae.